GAGAAUUCUUUUUCUAUCUUUGAUUUAAUACAAGACAAGCACAAUCAUCAAGCCAUUAAAGCAGUACAGAUCAGCACCAAUCUAUUCCACCUUGUAUUUUUCCUAUUUCUUGCAAUAUAUUAACGAUAUUGCUUCUCAUCACGUUUCUUUUUGCCUCUUCGAAAGAGCUUCCACUUAUACUACCAAACACCUUAAACCGAUCUUCAUUUACUUGUAGCUAUGUGCCACUCGUGCAACACCAGAGGUUAUCUUUGCAGUCGUUGCAAAGGUGGAAGGGGUCCCAUCACUCAGGCACGAAUGGAAGAACUGGAGAUGGCAACGAGGCCUGCAGAAACCUAUCGCCCUGGAUACGGGAACGCUGGGGUUGCACCCCUUCCUAGACAUCUGGAGGCUCGAGGAAUAUCUUCCAGUCGUACUGCUAGCAGCUCUGGCCGCAGUAGCUCCAAUGCACAAUCCAACAGACAAUACGAGCCGUCUAUAAUGUCUGCUGACUCGUGUCAAAAGGUCGUGGAUGGAUUGAUGUCCCUCAGAUACGAGAUUCAAGACAUGGGUCAGCGGAUUGAGGAGUUGAUUGAUCUCAGAAAGCGGCUCUCUCAUAGGGCAAAGAGAGUGAGCGAUGCAGAGUACCAGCAGGCCUUGAAUUCCCCGUCUAUGAUUGUCCUCUAUGAAGAGUACAAGCAGGCGGUUACGUAUAGUAUUGAGUGCCAAAGGGCUGUCUUCGAAAGGAGAGCCAAGUUUGACCACAACUAUAACCGCGCGAAUGAAGAAGAUCAGCUGGAGAUAUAUAAAUUACAAGAAAGAUGGGUGAGGGCUGCCAUCAACGCCGCCGAGAAGCGAUUGAACUACUUGCAACAGUAUCCAUUUGCCUACAAGGAUACAGAGGCAAUCUUGGGCCAUAUCAAGGCUGCAAAUGACCUAUUGAACAGUGCUCUAAAUGGUUUGCGCCAAAUUGAGAGAAACAAGGAUGUUUUAUAUGGCCGAAUUGGUAGAGGAGGUCCACAUGGUGUUUAUUAAUAUGCCUUAGAAGGAUAAGUAAGAGUAAUGGUUAAGCAUAAGAAUUUUAAGUCACAUAUAUUUAAUUGGAUUGGCC
Messenger RNA from Fusarium redolens, 1090 nucleotides. RefSeq lists its product as uncharacterized. The coding region runs from base 220 to 1014 and encodes 264 amino acids. Lineage: Eukaryota; Fungi; Ascomycota; Sordariomycetes; Hypocreales; Nectriaceae. The transcript has 4 exons. The record is from RefSeq and is a predicted model, not a curated record.